Molecule: messenger RNA, 2004 nt
Organism: Anthostomella pinea
Lineage: Eukaryota; Fungi; Ascomycota; Sordariomycetes; Xylariales; Xylariaceae
Source: the annotation of a GenBank genome assembly
AUGGCCACUGGAGACACGGCGCCUCCGCCGCUCUCCAUCCCUCCCCCGCCGACUGAACCACUUUCCGACGACGAUGGGUCCAGUCCUCUGAGCGACGUCGAGGACAAGGACGAUGACCCUGACGACAUUCACGGCCGUAGCCCCAUCGCAAACCACCACGAUGACGAACCGAGCUCGCCCGACAACCUAUCCGACGCCAACGACACCGAAGCCGAAACGGAGCGCCUCUACGACACGCCCAGGAAUCCCACCCGCCACAAAGACGUCCCCCUUGACCAGUCCGCGGCAGGCAGUGUCUACGAGCGCACCCCGAGCAAGCUGCGUCAAGCCAAUAGCACCGUCGCCGGCGGCAAUUACGACGACAGUGGGCGCCUCUCUGACGAAGACGUCUCAAUGGCCUCCAGUCCACCUGCGCAACCACUCGAAGCCCCCGAGAAGCUGCAAUCACCGACGUUGGAUAUCUUAGCCGAAGCAGCAAAUCAAGAAGCCGAAAACCGAAAGCGGAAACGUCCACCAGUAGAACUAGGAGCCGCCGAGCCGGAGCAGCCCUUGCGCAAACGAACAGAGUCGGCACCCCCUCCCAGUCAAGAAGUUCCGGACAAUGAUAUCGCCAUGGCAGAUGAGGAUGACCCUUCAUCGAACACUAACAGCGGCGAACACUCUGCUGAUGAGGGAGUUAAUGCGACUGCGGGUGACGACGAGGUGGAUAAGCCUCCACCUGGAGCUCCAUCGGAUCGGGAGACCGGACCUAGGAAGCCGACACGGAGCAGUUCGAGGAAGCUCAAAGGUCCAGAAGAUAAAGCGGAACGCGGUGUAUCUCCCGAAGCUGGCGUCGAUGGUACAGCGCCCGAAGAAGACGGGGCGCAUACGGGCGACGACGAGCACAUGGAAGUCGAUGUAGAUGGGGAGGCAGAAGCAGCUCAUAAGAACGAAGAAGAACGUAUGGCAGACCUCUCGGGCUAUCAUAUAGCAGCAACAGCUAACUCGCUCGGAAUAGUUGAAAGAAAAAGGGCCGCUUUCGAGCAGCUAUCGAGUAUAGAGAAACGCUUCGCUACCUUCAGAGAUAGACUUUACGAGGAAAGACUGGAGCAGCUCAAUCAAGAAGAGGCGAUGUUGCGAUCCGACAACCCUACACACCCCGAGUAUCUCGCCAUGAUGAAAUGUAUAGACGCUAGGAGAGACGAGAAACUGCGCGUAGCAGAUCGCGAACUCGAGCUGCGCCUGGAGAUGCUGGAGAGGUUGGGUGUUGCCAAGCGCGCGCAAAUCCACUCACAGUAUUUCCAGGCGGUCAGAGAGUCCCGAGAGACGGUGUUGGCUGAACUUGGCCAACAUUGGUACGACAUCCAGCACGAGCGACGGAAGCACGCCGAUAAUGUACCCGAAUACGGCAUUCGAUUUCCCCAAACGCAUAACGAGCACGUAAGAAAUGCGUUGGCGUACAACAAGGAGGUAUCGAUUCUAUCUGGCAUCGCCAAGUACGAGGGAAUGCCAGCAGCUCCAGACAUGCCAGGAGCUUCCCUGUCCGAGGUAGAAGACGACUUCGAUGCUAUGAACAGAGGUCGUCAGCAAGCACCGCGGCAUUCAGUACCCAGGCCAAGCUAUACUGAUUACCGCGGUGUACCCUUUGGAGAACCUCUAGGGCCAGCGGCAGAGCAGUUCCUGGAGCAAACGCCAUGGGCAAAUCCCAACCACCCAUCCAACGCCUACCUUCUCCAGCGCCAGCAUUCAGCCCAGCAGGAGACGCAAGCGGCAGCAAGUGUGUUGACAAAUGCGUCUGCCGGGUCAAGGCGGCAAACCAGUCAACCGAACCCCUUUUCGAUAUCAUCAGCCAGCCAACCUUUCAACGGCAACGCGAAGCCAUCCAAAAGCAUACCCAGGCAAGAUUCGGAGUCGCCCGAAGUCACGCGAGCUGCGAAUGUGUUAGAACAGACGAAAGCCCGGAGCAUGAAGGCAGCGGAGACAGCCGCGAAACGCGAGAAUGGCCAGCGAGUCGGCGGGUUCUAA